AUGACCAAAGAUGUACUCCCAUUCAGGCGGAACACGGCGGAUAAAGUAAAACGCGUGACAAAAGCGUUUUCCUUUCAUGCUAGUGAACAGUCCCCGCUGCCGGAGGCCCCAGAUCAGACUACUUCUGUCGGGCAAACCCUCGUAGGUAGUGGACCCAUACUUGGUCGUUUGUCACCUUCAAUGAGUUCCGUAGAGAGUCCAAAUGGUCUGCCAUCCUGCCAGCGCCACUCCAGACGGCUAAUUCGUCAGAGUUCUGCUGACUGCUCAACAAGCAGAGAAGAGAGAAUGGGAAAUAUCACUUCUGCCCACCAACAUAUUCGUUGGCCAGCCCGACAAAGAGCGGCAGCCACGGCAAUGGCCGUCCUUGAGGAGGAGGUGGUAAGUGUGAUAUGUUCUCCUAUACAUUCGAUUGUAGAAGAAUUAGACAAGUUUGGCAGCUUUGGAGCCGCCUCCUGA
Molecule: messenger RNA, 456 nt
Organism: Protopolystoma xenopodis
Lineage: Eukaryota; Metazoa; Platyhelminthes; Monogenea; Polystomatidea; Polystomatidae
Source: the annotation of a GenBank genome assembly